This is a messenger RNA of Rotaria sp. Silwood2, 216 nucleotides long. Lineage: Eukaryota; Metazoa; Rotifera; Eurotatoria; Philodinida; Philodinidae. The record is from the annotation of a GenBank genome assembly.
AUGAAAUUAAAACUCGUGAUACGUCAUGAAACCAUAUUAUCUGCCGUAUUACGUACAAUUCCAUUGACUAUAACUCUUCGUUUACCUAAAAAUGACACAUUAUUGCAAACGAUUCGUCGUAAACGAGCAGCAAUGCAACUUGAUAUCGCGAUAAUGAAAAUAAAUAAUCACAAUUUAGGACGAAUUGUAAGGGGAGAAAAAGGAAUGGAACGUUAA